Messenger RNA from Aspergillus costaricaensis CBS 115574, 581 nucleotides. RefSeq lists its product as uncharacterized. NCBI's taxonomy places the organism in Eukaryota, Fungi, Ascomycota, Eurotiomycetes, Eurotiales, Aspergillaceae. The coding region runs from base 109 to 486 and encodes 125 amino acids. The record is from RefSeq and is a predicted model, not a curated record. The transcript is spliced from 2 exons.
AUCGAGCAGAACAACUUCUGAUCUACCACUCGUUUCAAAUUGCUACAUAUCUUACUCAGACAGGGAAAUUUGCACUCAAAAAACAACCUCGGGAAUCGCCUCGCAAUCAUGAACAUCACAAACAGUACUAUGGAACAGGACCGAUGUGCCGGCCAUAGUGGAACUCCUACACUGAGCUAUCCAUAUUAUUGCGCCAUUACUAUUUGGCAACAAGGACUCAACCGGACGCAAGACCCAUAUGCCGACUUGGUGAAAUGUUGCAAGAGCAACCAGUACAGCUACUACGGCGAGGAUAACUGUGCCGCUUACUGCAACGCGACCAAAGACACCCAGUCGACUCUGAUGGACUGUCUUACGGAGGGUCACCGUCUCCAGUCAGUUGGUUGUAGCUCCGGGAAGAAUUCUGGAUCCGUGUCGAGCUCGGUGCCCAGCUUGAAAUCCUAUCUUGUUUUGGCUGUGGUUCUUAGCGGCCUUUGGCAACUUUGAAAGACGGGAUAUUGACAUGUAUGUGGGAUAUGGUUGUUUCAGAUGGAGGAUUCAAUUGGAUUAUGCUAUGUGGGGUUUUGUAGGGCAUGAUGGAC